Acinonyx jubatus (cheetah) is the source of this 12561-nucleotide messenger RNA. It is a transcript of the gene FBXO42, whose product is annotated as F-box protein 42. Lineage: Eukaryota; Metazoa; Chordata; Mammalia; Carnivora; Felidae. The transcript is spliced from 7 exons. Bases 6981 to 8762 code for a protein of 593 amino acids. Gene Ontology annotation, molecular function: protein binding. The record is from RefSeq and is a predicted model, not a curated record.
GCUGAUGUUUGCCUUCUUACCAGGUAACUCCCUUUGCAUGGACAUUCUAUCUGAUCUGUGUUGGUGUUGGUCUCUGGUACUAGGGUCCCAGGUCAAAUCUGUGUAAAUGCUAAAAGUAAUGUGUUUGUAUAAGGUCUUUGAAUUAAAAAAAAUUAUACUUUAUUACUAGUAUUGGUGCCCUGCCAGAAUUGUACUACUGUGUGAAUUCAUUUGUGUGGUUUUCUCAAGUCCUCGCACUGGUGUGAUGUGCCUAUUGGUAUGAAGUUGAAGUAAGCAGAAACACAGCAUCGUGAGAACGGUAGUUCACUGACAGAAGCUGUUGUUCCAGGGCUGAGAUCUCUGAAUAUCUUUUGUUGUUGCCGGCUCAGACAUUUGGGGAGUGUAUGGAACAUGCCUCUGCUGGUUACUCUUAACGACUCAGGAACGUGGGAAGAUUCUCCAGUAGAUACAUUCCUGCAUAGUCCCACUAUGCCGAAAUUCUGGCAGAAAGAAACUAGAUUAUUUUCUUUUAAAAAAAUUUUUGUUUUAAAUAUUUAUUCAUUUUUGAGAGACAGAGCACGAGUGGGGGAGGGGCAGAGAGAGAGGGAGACACAGAAUCCAAAGCAGGCUCCAGGCUCCGAGCUGUCAGCACAGAGCCCGACGCGGGGCUUGAACUCAUGAACCAUCAGAUCAUGACGAGCCGAAGUCAGACACUUAACCAAAGGAGCCACCCAGGAGCCUGAUUAUUUUCUCCUUUUUGAUUUAACCUUUCGGGGAUUUGUUUUUGCACUCUUGAGGCAGGACAGUUUGAAAAGGCACAGCCGUAAGACCGAAGGGGCUGGUGUGCUGGAGAAAUAAGAGUCCUCUGAGCAUAGAGUACUCUAUUAGAUUUGUUGACAAGCUUUUCCCAGACAUUCAUGUGGCUUUUCAAGAUUGGAAUUCACUCUAGGACUAAGGAGACUCAGGUUUUCUUGGGCAGAUUCCUUACUCAUUUAGGUCUUGAUUUACUAGUUUGAUAACUACAUGGGAAGUGACUUGGUAUAGUAGAAAGAGCCUAGGCUAAGAGUGAAGAGACCUGAGUUUCAUCUCCUGCCAUAAUAGCCAAGUCUGCAUUGUCAGUGAACAGAUGACUGCAUCUCUCUGGGACAAAUACGGAGAGUAGUAAUCGAUGAGAUGAUUCUGUUUUCAAAUGGCUAGUUUAUGCUUUUCUUUUUUUCUGGAAUGACUGCUAUGAUUGUCUAAGCCAGGGGCUUAAAACCUUUUUAAGAGAAGAAACUAUAAUUUGCUUCCCCAAAGCUGUAAGCUCCUGUUCCCCUGCAAUAGAGAAAUCUAGGAAGCAGAAGCCUACUGACAACAGGUACUCACAGGUGGGGCUGGGUUUUGUACAGAUGAAAUUCUUUAUUAAAAUCAUUAGAAAGAAGACCAAGUGUUAAUCUUAAAAAUUUUGGAAGUUACUGCUAUUUUAGGGCCCUUAGAAUUGUGUGCUUUGGAGAGUUUCCUUUUCUAGCCCCCUGUCCCCACUUGCACUUAGAGCAAUACUGAUUAAUAUUUGGAAUCACAGAUCUAAAAUGUCCAAGAUUUCUUCAGCUUCAGCAUCCUGUUGCCACUGUACUUGGUGUCCAGGUCCCGUUCCAGAGCAGUUUUGGCUAUUCCAGUUACAAAACGCCAAUACUGCCCCUUCUCUAUUGUGUAACCAAGCUCUUUGCUUCUGAUACUUUGGCCUGGGGGUUGAUCUUCCUUCUAGAAGUGGAGCCCUGGACUGUGGGACCUUCAUAGCAUACUGCUACCUACUGGCUUAUUUCCCUAAUUUCCCUCUGUAAGGUAGACGUGGGACUUUUUUUUGUUUUUAAACCACUAAGACUCUGUUUUGAGAUCCUCAAGGUAGAAGUAUCAGAGAAAUAACUGACUUUAAAAAUACAAUGGUAGACUGUUUCCUUUUGUAAAACAUAGAAGCUCCUGAAGGUUCAAUUUUCUAACAAAGUGUCUCAAAGAAUCUGCUUGCCACUUCACUGUAAUCUACAAUUAGAGCCUGGUUUUCAAGGGGGGAAGACAGUUUUUUGAAAUGUCUCCUUUUUUAAACAAACAAGCACUAGUUUUUAAUAAAGAAGCCUGUGAGAUUCUCCUUCGGGCAGAAAUCCCAUGGGAAGAUUGCCUGAGGACAUGCUUCUGUGUGCUGUCAUGAGUCCCAGCCAAAAUGACUUCCUCACUGAAACAUCAGUGAGUCUUUCUGAACAGCACCCCGUUGUUGAUACGCCUUGGUGUGCCUGACUCACCCGUUCUGGCGCACGGAGAUGGGCAGGUUGGAAAGUGACUGAGGGGAGGGUGUCAGCUGUGGAGUCCCCUCACUUAUAUUUGUAAGCAGAGGGUAUUUAAAGCCGUAACCUCAACAGGGUUCAGUCUUUGAAAGCGUAGCCGUGUGGAGAGGAGUAGCAGACAAGCAGUGGGGCAGUUUCAUUUGGAGUGGAGAGUCUUUCUGGAGGGUGCUUCUGCAUCAGGUGUCUUUUUCCUUGUUUAUCGGCUGCCCCUAGGCAUGAGACAGGAGCCCUGCCACGUGGGGUGGUGUCCUAGCCAGCUCAGGCUGCCGCAGCAAAAUACCGCAGACUAGGGGCUUCAGCAACAGAACUUGAUUUCUCACAGUUCUGAAGGCUAGGAGACUGAGAUCAGGGUGCCGGUGAGGGUUGUCUUCUGGUCUUGGAGACAGCUGCCCUCUUGCUCUCUCCUCAUCUGGCAGAGACAGAGUUCUGGUGUCUCGUCCUCUUCUUAUAAGAGCACCAGUCCCUUUAUAAAAGGCCUCAACUUUGUGACUUCAUCUAAAUCUCAUUAAUCUCCCAAAGGUCCUAUUCCCAAAGGCCCUCACAUUGGGGUUGGGGCUUCAACAUAUGAAUUUUGAGAGGACACAGUUCAGUCCAUAACCAUGGGAAUUAAUGCGGCUUGCCUCUGAAUCCCGGUUGUUAGUUCCUUUUGCAGUGAUAGAAGCACUCCAUCUAGAGGGAGUGUGGUGGUGACAAGUGUUAGAAUGAGAACUCUUCCAGCUGAGCCAGACCUACCUAUAGCUAGUACUUCUCAGAUGUUUCCAGUGAGGUGCCCCCUGCUUCCUUUUACAGCUGUCUUGUAGCCCCUCCCCUCAUGAAGUGUAUAUCGUAUCCUGUAAUGGGGGAGAAACAAAAACAAGCAAGCAAAUUAUUACAAAGUAUGGAGAAAACAAGGAAUGAGCCAGAAUAAGAGGGGGAGAGCUACUUUAAACAGAAGGCAACUUUUUUUUUUUUUUGCUGAGAUUUGAAGGAUGAAGAGUGGAAAGGGCGAGGCCAGCAUAUGCAGAGGCCCUGGGGCAGCAAAGAAUAGCACACGUAAGAGGACCCGAAAGUGGACCUUGGUGGACAGACAUAGUAUGCUGAGCAAGGAGCAGAGUGGCCCAGGUGGAGCUGAGAUGUAAACAGGAGCUGACUCGUUCACGCUCCAGCAUCUGAGAGAUUUUGAGAUUUUAAGCAGAGGAAUAUGAUCCAAUUUACAUUUUAAAGAACACUUUUGCUGCUACUCAGGAAGUGGAUUGAAGAAGGCAAGAAGACAAAGCCGAGAGAAGAGCUAGGCCCUCACAUGGUAUGGGUGAGGGGAUGUAAUGACUCGGACUAGAGUCCUAGGAGGAGAGGUAAAGGGAAACGGAAGAAUUUGAGCUGAAAUUCUGAUAAAAUCAGCAGGACUUCUUGAUGGAUUGGCUGUGGGAGGGUCAGAGGGCCGGUCAAGGCUGACUUAUGCUUCAGUUUGACAGCUGGGUAGAUAGAGGGCCCGUUCCCUAAAAUGGACAAUAAAUAUUUGGAAGAAGUUUAAUUUUUUUAUUUCUUUACACAUUUCAGUGGUGGUAUCAUGUAAUUAGUUGUUAUGAGAGUUUGAUGUUUAAAGUAGAGUGCUUGACAUCCCGUAAACGACAGCACAGUCCUUCCUUUUGUUCCGUUAAUUCUACUCUCAUCCUUCAUUUGUUCUUGCAGCAAAUACUUAUGGAUUUCCUACUCUGUGCCUGGCAUUGUUUUAGAUGCUGGGGACACAUGAGUGAAUAAAACAGACACAAAUCCCGCUCUUGAUGGAGAUCAAAUCCAAAUGAGGGAAGACAUAUUUAAAAUGCCAAAUAACAUAAUAUAGAAUGUUAGAAGAUGGUUACUGCUACUGAAGCAAAAUUAUAGCAUGGUAAGGAGGGUCAGGUGGGAGUUAUAACUAGGUCCAUAAGGGUAGACCUCAUGGAGAAGGUAGCAUUAGAACAAAGACUUGAUUGGGUACAGAAGUGAACCAAGGGAUAGCUAAGUAAAAGAACAUUCCAAACUGAGAAUAACCAGUGCAAAGGUCUGGAGGUGGGAGUGUGCUUGGGACAGUCAAGGGGUAAUGAGGAAUGAGAGUGAACAAAGGAGAAUGUUCUAGGAAAGGGGGUUGGACAAAUAAUGGACGGAAAUGUGUCAUACACAUAAGACUUUCAGGCUGUCGUGGGGACUUUUUCACAUUUUUUGAGUGCAAUGACUGGCCAUUUAGGUUUCUGAGAAGAGUGUAUAAGAAGACAAGUGUAAGAGUGAGGAGACCAGCUAAGAAGUGGUAGCAAUAAUCUAGACAAGAAAUGGUGACUUGGGUUAGGGUGUUAGCAGAAAGUUAACAACUGGAUGGAUUGAAUGGGGCCAGUGGGAUUUGCCCAUGAUGUGGAUGUGGAGUGUGAUAAGAGAGAAGAGUCAAGGGCAGUCCUAAGGAUUUUUAGCCUGGGCAUUUGAAGGAAUAGUGUUGCCAUUAACUGAGAUGGGUAAGAAAGGCUGUGGGUGGUCAAGGUCGGCAAAGUUCAGGAGAGAUGAGAAAUUCAGUUUGAAACACAUUACAUUUGAAACACACAUUGGGACAUCCAGGUGGAGUUGUGUCUGGAGUUCCAGAGAGACCUGCACGCCUGAGACAGUUGUCUAGACAGCCAUAUGGGAGUGAUUAGCAUCAUGGAUUCCCUGGGUGAGAUGACCAGGGAAGUGAGUGAAGAUAGAAGAAGGUAAGUCUGGGACAUAGCUUUGUUUGGGGAUCAGGGAGAGAGGGAGAAACAGCAAAAAAACUAGAAGAGGCAUAUCUGUGGAGGUGGGUGGGGGAAGACAGGAGAAUGAGGCAUCUUAGAAGCCACCAGACUUGAAAGUGUUUCUGGGAGGGGAGGAAAUAAUCAGCCAGGUCCUACUCAAGGAAGAGGUCAAGUCAUUUGAGGACUUAGAAUUGUCCUUAGGUUGAGUGAAGAGUAUUUUAUUUUCAAUGAGUGAUAAGGACGAAAGUGUAUUUGGAAUGGUUUCAAGACAGUGGGAAGAGAGGAGUUGAAGACAGGAAGUAUAAACAGUGCAUUGCCGUUUUUGAAGAGUUUUGCUGUAAAAGAGAGCAGAGGAACCAAGCACUGAGUGGAGGGGAAUGUAGAUUUGAGAGGUUUGUUUUUUUAAGAUGGCAGAUUUUAUAGCAUAUUCAUGCUGCUGGGAAUGAUCUAGAGGGAAGACUUGAUGUGGAUAGAGAGGAAGGAUUGUUAGAGCUUGUCCUCGAGGGGUAAGAAAGGGAGAGGGCUGGCCACGGACGAGAGCACUGACCAUUUAUCCCAAGGAGCAGGAAGGAGUAUGUGAUUACAGACGCUGGCGGAUGGGUAGACGUGGGAACCGGUAGAAGUUCUGAUUGCUUUAUCGCUUAGAUAAAAUAACCGAGGGGGAGCAGAACAGGCCAUUGAACAUCCUGGCGGUGAUUAUGAAUGUACGAUUGUCUACAUUGUAGUCUUUGCCAGGUGUUCUAGGAAGUUGAAUCUUCCGCCUUCUGGAGUUGUGCUAGGGGAACACCUUAAUUCUUAAUCAGCCUGUGCUGAUUCCCCAGCAAACGCACAGCUCUUGGGACAGGUCCUUCAAAAGACUAAUUUUUAAACACUGUUUCUAAAAUACCCUCUAGUCAGACGGAAGCUAAUCGUGGCAUCUGUUUAAUGUAUAAUAACAUUAUAAGUCACGGCCUUUUUUGGUUACUUUAAAUCAAAGUAGAGAUGUUCAAGUACACAUUUUUGCACUUAAAAUUGGAGUGUUCUGGUUUUCAGAACUUCAGGAUUAGCCCACACCCAUUUACAAAAGGGGAACAAAUUUCAGUUUUAGAAUUUUCCACAGGUAGGAGAGUUGAUAAAUGUUAGAUAAGGAUUUAAGACUCAACUUGUCUUCUCUGUUAACGAGUCCUAGAGCACAGUUGAUUUUCCCACUACAUUCUCCCUGUAGAAUCUUAUUGUCCAAUACAUUUUUUUGCUUUUCAGUUUCUACCCUAUCAAUCACACAUGAAAUUCCAAGUGAUGGCUUAUGGCUCAGACCCUUUGUUUUAGAAAACACUCAGGGACAGAGAUACACAACCAGGCUACCCUUGCCACUCCAGAGCCACUUGCCUCUGAACUUAAUCCUUGAUCACUUCUGUAUUCGUUGGGCCUCGGUUUCUUCUCUGUGAAAGAGGCAGAGACAAGAUCACUGUUCCUAAAAGUCACAGGUUGACAAAAGUCACUUUUGUCCAAGUAACCUGGGAAGAAGCUUACUAAAAAAAAUAGAUUCCUCUGCCUCAUACCAGCCUCACCUAAUCUCAGGAGGUUGGGAAUAGAGUGGUGGAUCUCCAUUUUUAAAAAAGAGAAAAUAUCCCUAGCUAAAUUUGGAAAUCCUGGAUCCCUCCAGAAUCUUUUGGCUUUUCUUACUGCACAAUCUGUGACUUCACUUUGUUAUCGUGGUCUGUUAGGUGAGUGUGUAAUGCUCAAAGCUAGACUCCUAAACUGUUGUUAAGGAAGAAGGAUGACUGCUCGGUGUUCUCUUAACUGCUUCUUUGUAGAAACAGCUACCUUUUACUCUGCUUAGUCAGGAGUGGCCUGCUGUCUGAGGAAAUGUGUAUGGCUGACACCCUUGAAAGCGUUUUAGGGGUGGGGUGUUGGUUGUCUCAGAUUCUUCAAACAAACUAUCUAACCUUCAAACCAACCCAGUUAGGUUGGCACUGCUAUUAUCCCCAUUUUACAGAUGAGGAAACUGAAGCUCAGAAAAUCACCUAGUAAUUUACCUAAGAUCACACAGCCAAUAAAUGAUGGAGCAGUGAUUGAAACCCAAGAUUUUGUCUCUAAAGUCUGUGUUCUUUCUCCUCUGCCAUGCUGGUCCUAUCCUUCCCCUAAAGCUGGGGCAACUCUGGUCGUGUACAAGGACCUGCUGGUGCUGUUUGGUGGCUGGACGCGGCCAAGCCCUUAUCCCCUACACCAACCAGAGAGAUUCUUUGAUGAAAUACAUACUUACUCUCCCUCUAAAAACUGGUGGAACUGCAUUGUGACAACCCAUGGGCCACCUCCCAUGGCUGGCCAUUCCUCCUGUGUGAUAGAUGAUAAAAUGAUUGUCUUUGGUGGCUCCUUAGGAUCCCGGCAAAUGAGCAACGAUGUCUGGGUCCUUGACCUCGAGCAGUGGGCGUGGUCCAAGCCGAACAUCUCCGGCCCCAGUCCUCAUCCUCGAGGUGGCCAAUCUCAGAUUGUCAUAGAUGAUGCAACUAUCUUAAUCCUUGGAGGGUGUGGCGGUCCCAACGCUCUCUUCAAGGAUGCUUGGUUGUUGCACAUGCAUUCAGGCCCCUGGGCCUGGCAGCCACUCAAGGUAGAAAAUGAAGAUCAUGGGGCUCCAGAACUGUGGUGCCAUCCAGCUUGCCGGGUGGGGCAGUGCGUGGUGGUCUUCAGUCAGGCUCCUAGCGGGAGAGCCCCACUCAGCCCAAGUCUGAACUCUCGCCCGUCACCUAUCAGCGCCACUCCUCCAGCCCUGGUUCCCGAAACCCGAGAGUACCGCUCUCAGUCUCCAGUAAGGAGUAUGGAUGAAGCUCCUUGUGUUAACGGCCGCUGGGGAACACUGAGGCCCAGAGCUCAAAGGCAGACCCCCUCAAGUUCCCGGGAAGGGAGCCUGUCCCCAGCCAGAGGAGAUGGCUCCCCCAUCCUCAACGGUGGGACUUUGUCUCCAGGAGCAGCAGUGAUUGGCGGCUCUUCCUUGGACAGCCCUGUGCAGGCCGUGUCUCCUAGCACCCCGUCUACCACUGACGGACAUGACCUCAAAAUGGGACUUUCUUUGGCCCCCCGGCGAGGGUCACUCCCAGAUCAGAAAGAUCUGAGGUUAGGAUCAAUAGAUCUGAAUUGGGAUCUGAAACCCACUCCGAGUAGCAAUCAUAUGGAUGGUGUGGACAACAGGACAGUUGGGGGAAGCACGAGACACCCUCCCGAACAGACGAAUGGUGUGCAUACCCCACCGCACGUGGCCAGUGCCCUUGCAGGGGCUGUCUCCCCAGGUGCCCUGCGUCGGAGCCUAGAAGCCAUCAAAGCAAUGUCAUCCAAAGGCCCCUCAGCGUCCACAGCACUAAGUCCUCCUCUGGGGUCUUCUCCAGGCUCCCCCGGGAGCCAGAACCUGAGCAGUGGAGAAACCGUGCCCGUCCCUCGCGCAGGGCCCGCCCAAGGAGAUGGGCAUUCCUUACCUCCCAUUGCCCGCCGCCUGGGCCACCACCCUCCGCAGUCCCUGAAUGUUGGCAAACCUUUGUACCAGAGUAUGAACUGCAAGCCCAUGCAGAUGUACGUGCUAGACAUUAAAGACACCAAGGAGAAGGGGCGGGUCAAAUGGAAAGUAUUUAAUAGCAGUUCUGUGGUCGGACCUCCUGAAACCAGCCUGCACACAGUGGUACAAGGCAGGGGCGAACUCAUCAUAUUUGGAGGACUCAUGGACAAGAAACAGAAUGUGAAGUACUAUCCAAAAACAAACGCCUUGUACUUUGUGCGAGCAAAGAGAUAAUAUGUUCUAAACCCCCUUCCCUUUCUGUGGCUUUUAAUUUUCCAGUGUGCAAGCAUUUGGACUGCGAAUUGGGAAAACAAAGGACAGAAUUACCCCAUAAACCAAACCCCCAGUUCCCAACCUCACUCACUGCAGGCUGGGGUCAAACCUCCAUUACGAAAAAAAUGAUAUAUAAAUAUAUAAAUAUAUAUUAUAUAGCCGACUGUGUUUACAGAGAGGGAGAGGUCUCCGUCCUGGUUCAGAUCAAAUUGUUGCUGUGUUUUAGCAGAGGCUCGGCUGCCUUUUUCUACGUUGCUGGUAACUAGACCAAGAGUUUAGGGAACAGACUAAUGUCAGAACGCAACCUAGGGCAACUGAAGAGCCCCCAUAAGUCCUUACGUGGCCUUCUUGGAGUUAGAGAAAGAAAGCGCGUGUGUCAGGUGCACAGGUGGAGGCUCCAGACCCACGAGCUCCAGGAGCUGGCAGAGGGAAAGGAGCCUGUAGAGAACUGUUCCUCCCUUCCCUUGAAAAGCACAGAGGACCCGAGCGGUAAAGCCCUCUGCCUGGCCCCGUUCUGCCCUCGUGACUGAGGAAAGUUACCCAGCCGGGAAUUCUUUUCCACACGUGUGUGCCAGGAUCACCGUGAGACGAUGUUUAUGCAGACACGCCUGUCUACCUCGUGUCCACUGGUCUUUUGCGUGCUCCCUCUGUGUCUCAGAAAAAACAUUUUGGUGUCUGAUUUUGGAAUUUUCUGACAAUCGUAUUUGAUUGCAAGUUGCCAAAAACCACAUUUGUUCCCUUAAAACUUGAUCCUCAGAGGCUGCCUUUUUCUUUUCUUUUUUUUUUGGGGGGGGUGGGGGGGGCAUAUGUGGAUUUUUUUUUUUUAAGCCCUAAAAGCUUUCUCAUUUUCUGUUUCUCUUACAAAGCUAAGGUGCCCAGGGAAAUCUCUUAGAGAUAUUUCUUUUCUGGAACCCUUUCUCCGGUACCACUUAGGAGGCUGGUAGGGAAUUCCAAGAUGCCAGUAUCAUGAGAAAUCCUUGAAGCAUCAAAAAAUACUGUUUUUUCCCUUUGGGGCUUGUUUUUACUUCCAGAGCACAUGGGGCCCACCCGUCCAUAUUCAUGCAAUGUGGAAAUUGAUCCUGGAAGGAAAUCCUAGUGAUAGCUCCUUCUAGAAAUGAUUUUUGCCCUUGUCCUGACAUGCGUUUUUCUGCCUGGCUGUUGAGUGGUGGUUGGGUUGAGCAUCACGUGCUUAGCGUCUUUGCAAGGCUGACCUCGGGAGCAGCCCCUCCUUUGUGAUUGUGCUGUUCACGUAUGACACAAAUAAGGUUUGGGUUUUUACUUCACGCCAUUUCUGAGAUAAAGUGCAACCAGCUGGAGCAUGUCUUUGGUUGACAUAGGAAGUUACAAGUUUACCAAUCUUCUUGGAAGUUACCAGUCUCUAAACCAUGGUCUGGACGUAGGAGAUGUUAGAAUAAAGUCAAAUGUCACCACUUCAAUGUGGAUUCUUGGUGAUUUCUCAUCAGUGCAAAGAGGAUUUUUACUUUGCCCUUAGGAUUUGAAUUUCAAAACAUUGCAUUUCCCAUCUUUCACACUCCCCUUUUUCUCGUUCGCAUUUCCCAAGCACAAGCCUGCUACAGCUGGCCCUGGGUCCUGGCUCUCGGCCAGCACUUAGCAGUCUGUCCGAUAAGUGUGUUUUCUCCUAUUACAUCAUGUUGAAUUCUUUCCCCUGGCCAUUAGCUUUUACAAUGUGGUCUUGGUGGGAAAGCCCUGUGGUGCCAAGCGCAGGAAGGGGCCAGCUCGCAGGGAGAGGUCUGUGUUCUAGAAACUGUUCCAUGUGCUCCCUUAGAUGAGGAAACUACCAAGCCUGCUUGCUGUGGUGUGCACCUACUCACAGCUCAGCACUUAGCUUUCCAGACUCCUCGCUCUUGGGCUGUUGCCGGUCCUUCUUUGGCAAAGACUGUUAGACCACGUGGGGUCCUUAUCCACAAGAUAAAGCAGCCUGUGAGAUUAGAUACUACACUAUUGCUAUUGCUGAACCUUGUUUAUGACGUUGCACUUGCGCAUGGACAGCAUCUCCUAACUCAGUUCCUAUUGAAAUAUAAAGUAUUUGGAAGCCUGAAAGUUCAGACUCUCAACUUGGUGAUCAUUCCCUUUGUCCUGUGGCCUCCCUAAGCCAGCUGUUAGCUUGUGGAUUCCCUCCGUUUUCCCCAAACAGGGAGGCAGUGGAGAUGAUGAUGCUCUUAGAAAGUAACCAGCUCCUCGGCACUCCGUGGCAUCCAGUAUUGUCUACACCGCUCCGAACCGGGCUGUUGACAGCUCCUUAAGAAAAAUUUGCCUCAUCCGCACCCGGUGGUGUUGGUCUCGGUGGCUCCUGGGCACUGUGGGCAGAUACCUUAGGAGAGCGACUCGACACAGUCAAGGCGAUUGUGUCCUCAGGCCCUUGUGAAGCCACACGCGCGCGCGCGCUGGGACUCCAGGCGUCUCGGCUGCAGAGAGCGUUCUGCCAGCCGCCCCCCCCCCCCCGGGGUGCUUCCGCCAGGUCACAUCUAACCACAACUCUGGUUUUUGACAUGACGCCAGUUUUGUCUUAAAAUUCACUGAGAAAAAGGAGACAAUUUCUUAAGCCUUCAGGACCACCUAAAUUAGCAACUAUUUAUCAGUAUUUAAGUUAUUUAAAAUACAUUUUGUUUCUACUUGAAGCUUUAACCCCUUCCAUUCCUGCACGUGUGCCUUUGUGAGCCCCAUGUCCUGUCCGCUUCAUCGGCCACCCUGCUGAGACUCUCACGUGAGAGUCUUGGUGUCUUCCUUCCCUCUUGGACGGAGCUUCCCUUUCCUCACUUUACAGGCUGGGCAGCAGAGAGGGUUCUGUGUUUUCGCUCACAUUUCUACUAACGUGGAUGGUGGGCUGCACAAACACCCCUUCAUCCCCCCCAAAUAGUAUAUUUUAGGAGCACAAAUGAGGUGUUGAAACAAGCUUAAAUUUAGUUGUAAUACUAGGCUCACUCUCCUUCCAGCCUUCUACGGAUUGAUCUGAUUUUAAUGUUUGAGUUCUGUAUCAAGAGCUAAAACCAUGAACUAUCCUAGGAACUGUGUUGGAACUCUUUAGAGAAAAGAAGAAGAGGAGGAUGAAAGAAAACCAGCUUGAGAAGUCUUGACUUUGGAGAACAGAAAGCCACCAGCUGUUGGAGAACAGAGGGAUACUUCUUGCCCUCUGACUUUAUCUUUCUGUGUUUCCGCCUGCUUUGCUCUUUCCUUCCCCGUAAAAGUGAUGUUCCUGGUGGGUUUGUCUGUCUGUCCUUGUCCUUGUGGUGAUCCUGGCAUGGUGAUGUGCUCUGCUUUGCGUUGUCUGUGCUCUCUUACCAGUGCACGAGUCAGUGGGGAGGAUCUGAAUACCCCCAGGGGCAAGGAAGCCGAACUCUGAGGCCUGCAUCCCGUGCAGCCUCCCCGCGAAGUGCAGAAGGCAUGUUCUGCACGGUCACCAGUAAGUGGCUCCCUCUCACUCUGUCCCUUGUCAAAUGAGAGCAACCCCUAGGUGUUAACUCCACCCCUGCUCUCUUUCCUUCGCUCUGCUCCCCUCCCACCAACCAGGGUACAUGUCAGCGCACACCCAUCGUGCCCUGGCGAAGCUGGUGCUGUGAGUGAGGUUUCCCUGCAACUCAGGGGUCCCAGGUGGCUUCCCCUGAGAUGGUCAUCUUAGGCACGUAACAGUGUAGGAAUGAAAAGUGGACUUCACUAAUAUCUUAAUCUCUGUUUCAUUUUUUGUUAAGGUUUUCCCUGAUGACUUUUUAGCAAUUUAACAAAUAAAACAAAAUGGACAGAA